Molecule: messenger RNA, 2224 nt
Organism: Vitrella brassicaformis
Lineage: Eukaryota; Vitrellaceae
Source: the annotation of a GenBank genome assembly
CCUUCACAAAUGCUGAUUGAUGCUGAUGAAAUCCCUUGUCGGUCCGGUCGGCGGAGGCCCCACACUGCUCCCUUAUCCAGCCCAGCCCCCCACUCGCAUACACAAAUCGGUAUCGACAGAAUGUCUCUCGUGUCGUCCAUCCAUCCAUCCAUCCAUCCACCUCUCUGCCCCCACAGACAUGACACAUACUUCGUUCGCAGACACAGAUAGAUAGCCACAGAUAGAGAAAAACUCCAUGGGACCACCCACAGCUGUACAGGCAUCGCAUCACCACCGGCCCGGCCUAGCCUGUUGGCUUGUAGGCCAGCACAUUUCGAUGCCUGUGGUUGGCCGCCUGGUACUCGACACCGUGGAAACCCAGUGACCGCAUCGCGCCCUCCAUGUCGAACUCAUAGUACUGACAGACAGGAACACACAACACAACACAACACAACACACGGACCCCUGCCUGCUACCAAGUGGGCAUGGCAUUUUCCCCUCCCUCCCACCGCUCCUCCUCACUCACCUGAUCGCUCCAUGGCUCGGUGCUCUUCAUCAGCGUGAAUAGCAGGGGAGGCAGAUUCUGCAGCAACCAACACACCACAGCCACAUCCAUCCAUCCAUCCAGUCACAAUUUGGGUUGGGUGCCUGCGUCCAUCCAUCACACCGACCCUCAGUGUCUGGCUCCUGGGGUCAGUAUCGUGCACCACCAGCACCCCGCCAGGCUUCAGCACCCUGUACGCCUCCUUCAGCGUCGCCUGGAUGGCGUGCUGGGGCAUCUCGUGGCAAAGGAACCACACAACCAUCAAAUCGACAGAGUCGGCCGCAUCCGGCAGGUCCUCUGCCUUGGCGUGCACCCACUGGAUGGGGGGGGCGUCGGCGGCCAGCCAGCUGCCCUCGUCCGCACCCACCGGCCCUUCAAGUUUCGCCGUCUUGGCCUCCUUCUCGCGCAUCUGCGCGACCGCCAGAAAGUGCGGCGAGAGAUCGACGCCAGCAAGGUCGGCACGUGGGAAUGCGUUGCGGAGAUAGCGCGUGGAGAGCCCGACGGAGCAGCCAACGUCCAGGAUGCGACCAUUGGUACCCUGACAGACCGCACAGCAGGACACGAACACAAAUGCAUGAUCAUUCUCUUUCCGCGCUGUGUGGGGGUCAUCACCUGGUUGGUCAGUGUGUUGUAGACACCCCCCAGCUGAACAACAGACAGACAGCACAAGGGUGUGACAUGGCCUGGCACAGCCGCGGAGCGGACAGGUGUGGUCGAUGCUUACCUGUUGUCGGUGUCGCUCCGCGAAGUCUCGGACGGCGUCGGUGACUUCGGCCCGCACCCGCUGCUGCGCUGCUGGCGGUGUGAGGCCCUCCUUCGGCCAUAUCCUCAUGCUCCUAGGAGGCGCACACCCAAGAAUAAAGACAGACGCACCGGAUGACACACAUAAAUGAAGAACAAAUGGCCUGACGAUCACUCACAUGACGUACGCCGCACUCUCUGCCUCAGAAGCAGCCUGCCAACCGUGCCAAGACACACACACACCACACCACACCACACAGGGGAUCGCGAUGUGCAUAUGCAUCUAGCUACGGGCGUGGCCAUUCCUUCCGCUGACAAACCAGCCAGUUGAGGUUGCCAGGGCUGUCGUAGCCGUGGAACGACUCUCUGUAGUAGUCGGGGUAGGCGAUGUUCCCAUCGACGGCCCUCAUGGCACUCUCCAGCUCUGCCCGCACCUGUGGCUGCGCCAUUCUCUCCACCUCCUUGGACCACGCUAUGCCGUUGUCCUCGGCUGUCGAUAUCAUGGCCUGCAGACAGACAGACAGCGGCACGAUGACAAACAUACAAGUUGACUGGCAGUGGCAGUCAUCGUAUCGAGCUGCUGACCGACCCGUCUUGCGCCGAGCUUUGCAAUGCCGCCAAGCACUUUGUUGUUGAUGACCGCGUUGACGACGUCUGACAGCAUGCUCUUGCCAGCCCAUGGAGGCUGCAGCAGACAAUAGAUACACACAGAUUGGUGCAGUCACAGGCCUCAUUGUCAUGAGAUCUGCAUGCUUCCGACCUUCUCAGCUGACGCAUCUGCGACUGCGGCGAGACGGUGAGGCCUCUGCUGCCGGCUGAUGCAGCUCCUCCCAUGUCUGCAGAUGCCGGCCGGCGCUGUGAAGGCGUGCGAGAGGGAUGGUACGAAGAUCAAGACCAGAAAGCAAAGAUGCACGGCUGAUGGGAUCAUUAUAGCUGUUGGUUGGCAAGGUUGGUUGUAAU